UUAAUUUCGUUUUCUCAUCAGUAUUCCUUCGUGUGUUCAUUUAGAAAUACGCAUCCCAUCAUUUCAAUGUAAUUCGUUUAUUAAAUAACGUAAAUAAUAAUUGUUAGUCAUAUUGUCAUAUUAGUUUAAUUUUGGCGGCAAAAAUGACAGCUGUCAAAGUUGUGACUUUCGUCGUUUUUGUGUUAUCUGUUCAAGUAGUUUGUUGGACGGUGGAUUUGUCGGAAAUGAAUAAAUUAGAUGCGGAAAUGGUGACAACUGAAAAAAAUGAAGAAAUUAAUGAGGAGGAACGUAUGAAAAAUGAUAUAAACGAUGAGUAUCAAACAACUAAUAAUUAUGCUGAGGAUUUAGAAUACCAAAGUUAUAUGGAAAAACGGAUUCACGGGGUUCUCAACAAUGGGAGUAUAUACCUGGACGGAUUGCGGAAGGCGAUGGCGCAUUACCGCGAGACCCUUGAAAACUGCUCUACACUAUCGACAACUCCUGCACCGUCCACCUGGCUCCCAGAGAACGGAACAUAUCAGCAAUCUGAAGAGGACAUAUGUAGGAGCGUGUUAGCUGCCAGUGACCAAGUCACGAAGCUCUCGGAACUAGCUCUCUGGGCUACAAAUGAGUUACGGGAGAGGAAAUUCGCCAAAGACAAGGAAUCUGCCCAAGAAGAAGAGGAAUUACUUUUAAAAUUGGCCUGGUUCUUGGACCAGUUAGCACAACUAACUGGAUACGCACCAGAUCCAUCUGACUUCCAAACUACAACACUUGAGUUUACAACCACAGAGCCUACAAUAACAACAGACACUCAAACACCAACAACAGACACGAGUGACUUCGAAAUAAUGCAGUCUGUGGAAAAUGGUCCCCCUUUAUCAAAAUUCGCGCCAAAAAAUUUGAAAAUUACAAAACGUUCCGUAGACGAAACUACAAAUUUUAUUAAGAAUUACGUGAAAUAUAAAGUCUGGAACAGUGAUAAUGAUAAUGGAAACAGGGAUGAUAAAAAUGACGAUUCCUUUGAUGUUCAGAAUCAUUUAAACGUGAAACCAAUUCAAAAGCGGUCCGUAUCGACAAAAAAAGCGACAAUAAUGCGCCCUCUUUCAUUGAGGAACCUCUCAAAAAUGAAUUACAAGAGUGACCCAAAGAAGCGGGUUAAUCGUCUGUUAAAAAAAUACCGCGUGAAAGAUAAAAAAACAAUGCGAAAAAUAGACAAGAAGAUGGUACAAAAACGUUCAGUAAUCUAUUAUAGCGACGUUAUAUCUAGGAUUCCGGAGAACCCAAUGCAAGAUUUAAGUUAUUAUGCCAAGAGUAAGCCGGGGACUAUAAUAAAUCCUUCAUUUUCACAAGAGGAUAACGUGUAUCAUACUUUACGAGAGCAUUUAAAUGUACACCAUCUGGAUGAAGUGAAAAGAUUUGGCGCCAACGUGACAGUGGGAGUAGUUGCUUUAAAUUUGGGAAUAAAUAAAACUUUAGCCGAUUCUUAAUGUAAUGUACCUACGUAUUUGUUAUUGGGUACAUUUAAUAGAAUUCAAUAAGAAAUUUAAUAAAUUAAGAUUUUUAUGUCGUAUUGUGCUAGAAGUUAAUGUGAUAUUAAAUUGUCGAGAAAAUUACUAAGUCCUACUUUUUACACAGAAACAGUCAGCUUAACUUCGACGUGUGUUCCAUUUAACUUAUAGCUCUCGAUAUAACGAUAAAUAAUUGUCAGGCGGUGGGCAAGAAAAAAA
This is a messenger RNA of Zerene cesonia (dogface butterfly), 1709 nucleotides long. RefSeq lists its product as uncharacterized. NCBI's taxonomy places the organism in Eukaryota, Metazoa, Arthropoda, Insecta, Lepidoptera, Pieridae. The record is from RefSeq and is a predicted model, not a curated record. The transcript has 5 exons. Bases 144 to 1469 code for a protein of 441 amino acids.